GCCGCCGCGGCAUGACGCGCGUCUUCGCCGCCGAGCGGUGAAAAGCGGCACGCUGGCCACAUCUGCGGGAGUCACGUGACAACAGUCUCGAGCGGUCUCGCAGCGGCUCGCGAGAUUUCGCGCGCUUUUUCGUCGUCUGUUCUGAGCUCUCCGACUUUACGGUGCAAUCGUGCGAACAAUGGCCGGCGACGACGAUCUCCUCGCAACGCUCAACGUUACCAUGAUGGCGUGUCUGCUGUUGCUUCAGCGUCGCCGCUCUCGAAAUGCGCCGCGAAGAUAUUGGGUGCAUCCGCUUUGGAGGUACAGAGAUACUGAAGGACAGGCCCACACACUGCUUCCCCGUCUGCGAGCAAGGGAUGAAGUCUAUUUCCGAGAUUUCCUCCGAAUGCCACCAAGGACUUUUGACACAUUGCUCAGUCUCGUUGGACCACUUAUCGAGAGAAGAGUGACGCCGUUUCGGCUGCCAAUUUCUGCACAUGAAAGGCUGGCGAUGACCCUGAGAUUUCUUGCUAAUGGAGACACCUUCCGAAGUCUGUCAUUCAACUUUCUGACAGGACGAUCCACGGCAGGUGAAAUAGUAAGGGAAACAACGGCCGUGCUGUGGCAUGUUCUCCAACCACUGUACAUGAAGUUUCCUCAGACAACUGGGGAGUGGAAAAGGAUUGCUGCAGAUAUGGAGGAAUUUUGGAAUUUUCCUAAUUGUUUGGGAAGCAUAGAUGGAAAACAUGUCAUCAUUGAAUGCCCAAGGAAUACCGGUUCAAGGAACUUAAACUACAAGAAAACCUUCAGUGUUGUUUUCCUUGCAGUGUGUGAUGCACAUUACAGAUUUACAUACGUUGACAUGGGCCACUUUGGAGGCGAAGGAGACAGUGGAAUUUUUUUAAGGUCCCGUUUGCUGGAUUGCUUCAACAGAAGACUGUUUGGAGUUCCCCCGCCAUCAAAUGUCGGAAGCAUAGGACUUAUACCCUAUGUAUUAGUAGGGGAUGAAGCCUUUCCCCUGAAGACUUUCAUGAUGCGACCCUACCCCCAGCGAGAACUUCAGAAGCACCGGAGCAAUCCUGCACAGCGUGCAGAGUACCUUCAGAGGGCGACCUUCAAUUACAGGCUGAGCCGCGCACGCCGCCUCAUUGAAAAUGCAUUCGGCAUUAUGUCAAGUCGGUGGCGGAUUCUCCGCAGAGCCUUUAGGGCCUCAGAGACCACCACCGAAAACAUCAUCCGGGCAUGUGUCGUGCUGCACAAUUUCAUGCUCCAGGAGUCGCCACAUGCAAGGCUGACAUAUAAUCCACCUGGCUAUGUGGACCAUGAGGACUGGCAGGGCAGCUGCAUGGAAGGAGCUUGGAGGGACGGCGACGAUGACCCCUCUAUAUUUAGGGAGCCCACUGCGUCUGGCUGUCACUCCGCUAGGUAA
This is a messenger RNA of Rhipicephalus microplus (southern cattle tick), 1408 nucleotides long. RefSeq lists its product as uncharacterized. NCBI's taxonomy places the organism in Eukaryota, Metazoa, Arthropoda, Arachnida, Ixodida, Ixodidae. The record is from RefSeq and is a predicted model, not a curated record.